Messenger RNA from Equus caballus (horse), 5676 nucleotides. The record is from RefSeq and is a predicted model, not a curated record. NCBI's taxonomy places the organism in Eukaryota, Metazoa, Chordata, Mammalia, Perissodactyla, Equidae.
UAUCUCAGAGCAAGUGUGUGGUGAAAUCUUUCCAGACGGAGGUGGCUCCAUGCAGCUCAUCACUGCUGAGUGCCAGACUUCAGCAGAAGAAAACAUCACUUAUUGUGAAAGCCAGUAUUUUUAGACAUGACUGAACAGGGGCCAGCACCUACUCCUGCUGAAAUACCUCCUGUAGCUCCAGUUAUCAGUUGGGAUCCCGUGCAUCACGUAAGGAUGGAGAAUUAUCCUAUGGACACCACUGUUGCAACACAGUAUACUAGUAAUUAUUCACAAAUGAUGACUCAUCCCAAGAGAUAUACCAGAUGGCCUUCUGGUCCUCAAUACCGGAUACAACAAAUUAUAUUGGUGCAAGUUAACCCUGGGGAGACCCUCACCAUCAAGUCUAAUGACGGGAACAUUCAGAAUAUUCAAGGACCCGCUGAUGUACCUCUGAUGUCACCAAGUGGUACUUUGCCACCAAUAUAUCUUCCUCCUGGUUACAUGUCUCAGGUGGUGGAAGAGAAUGGGAUUCGCAAAAUUAUCGUUGUGCCUCAGACAGUAGACUAUCACAGGACCAUGCCUCCUCCUAUACAAAAUGUAUCACACUUCAUUGCACCACCCUCUUCUCUGUAUCCACAAGCCCCUCAGCUGAUGUAUCCCCCAGCUCAAAGGGAAUUUCCACCACCUUACAUCCAAGAGCCUGUGCCACAGCAGCUGCCACCACCACCACUGCCACCCCCACCCCCAUUGCCACCACCAGCAACAUUUGUAUACCACGAGCAAAAUGAAACCUAUUCUCAUGGAAGAGCAAAUUAUAACCAACUUGAUAAAAGGGCUGAUAAAAUGGGAGAAUAUAGGAAGGAAAAAAAGAGAGAAUGCCAAGUUGAUGGACACAAGAAUAGCUAUAUGGUUAACAACACCUCUUUGCUUGUGAACAAAACUAAUGAUUUUUCCAGUAUUCCUGGUAUUCCCAGCACUUACACUGUGGACUAUGCUCCUGGUACCUAUACUGUUGACAAUACUUUGAGCACCUUCACUGCAGACAAUGCUCCGCACACCUACACUGGUGACAGUACUUCAAGCACCUACACUGUGGAUGAUACUUCAGGCGCUUACACUGUAGACAAUGCUCCAAGAACCAAUAUUGUUGGCAAUUCUUUGAGCACCUACACUGUGGACAAUGUUCCAUGCAGCUACACUGUUGAGAAUACUUUGAGCACCUGCACUGUGAACAAUACUUUGAGCACUCACACUGUGGACAGUGCUCCAAGUACCUGCACUGUGGACAGUGCUCCAGCCACCAACACUGCAAACAACACUCUGAACAUUUACACUGCUCACAAUACUCCCAAUACUUACACUGUUGACGACCCUCCAAACACUUACAUUGCUGAUAAUACUCCCAGCAAUUCUUCCACUGACCAUGCUCCUAGUACUUCCACCACAGACACUUCUCUGCCCCCUUCCACCAUCGAUAGUGUUCCGAGCCCUUCCAGCACUAAUUAUGCCCCACAGACGUCCACCUCUGACGGUACUCUCACACCAUCAUCUAUUGAUGGUACUCCAGGUUCUUCCAUUUCUGAUAGUGCUCCUGACACUCCCACCUCUGAAAAUGCUCCCAGCAUUCCUGCCACUGAUAGUGCUCUUGGUACUUCCAAUGCUGCCAGCACUUCCAGUGCUGCCAGUGCUCAUGUUGAGACUAGUCAUGGAAAGAAACAGAGUACUACAGGAAGCCGAGACAUUAAGCAGAAACCAGAUGGAAAACAAAGCAAGAGCCCAUCAUCAAAUGCUGCAGAAAAAGAAUGCAGAACAGAACAUGGAAGAUCGUGCUGUCUCAGCAUUGAGAAACCUGUAGUUUCUGAUAUUCAAUCAAGAUCUGCUGUUAUUUCAUGGAAACUGCAUGGUUCUGAGAAAUGUGACCAUAUUAAAUCUCCUGUAGUAUUUGAAUUGGAAAUAUCUCACAGCAGUAAAAAUGGAAAAUAUAAAAACGUGUAUACUGGUGAUGAAGUUACAUUUACUCUACUUGAUCUACAGCCAUCCAUGGCCUAUUUUGUAAGAAUUACAAGCGUAAGAGGCUCAACACACAGAAUUGUGUCUGAAGUGGUUAGCUUCGCAACUCCAGGUUGCAAACCAGACCCUCCACUUGCACCCAAACUGAUUAACCGAUCCAAGAGCAGCCUGAAUUUACAGUGGAAGGCUUCCAAUGAAAAUGGUUCCAAAAUAAACAGCUUCCUUUUGGAAUGGGAUGAGGGCAAAGGUGAAGACUUCAAAAGUUGCUAUAUGGGUACCAUGAAACAGCACAAGCUCCUGAAACUGAAUGCUUCUACAAAAUAUUCAUUCAGAUUAGCUGCCAAAAAUAACUUUGGCUUGAGUGAUUUCAGUGAAAUAGCAGUCUUUCAUACAUCAGGAACUACGCCUCCAACACCUUCACCUCCGAAGCUAAAAGAAGCAGGAAUCUAUAAUAUGACAUUAGAAUGGUGUGCCCCAACCAACACAAACCCUAAUGACAGUCUUACUUAUGUACUAGAAAUGGAGGAAGCAGGAUCCGGAUUGGGUUUUAAACCUAAAUACAAUGGAGAGGACCUCUCAUGCACUGUAAGAAAUCUUCAGAGAAGUACUACAUACAAGUUCAGGAUCUUUUCCUACAAUAUGGAAGGAAGGAGUAACCCCAGUGGAGAAGUAAAAUAUAGUACCUGUCCUGAUAAGCCUGGAUCCCCUAAAAAACCAUACGCAAAGGGAAAGAUCCAUGCGCACAAAGUAAAAAUUGGAUGGGAACCACCCAAAGACAAUGGUGGGACAUACAUUUCAAGCUACAGUUUGGAAGUUAGUGAAAAUUCAGAUGUGAAUUUCUGGAACAUAAUCUACAAUGGAACUACAAGGGAAUUUCUAUAUGAUCACCUGCAACCUGGUACUACAUAUAAACUGAGGGUCUUUUGCACUUCGCCUAUAGGCCAAAGCCAGCCUUCAGAUAUAUUGACUAUUCAAACACCUCCUCUUUCUCCUGCAUCUUGCUGUCCUCCACCUUUGAAUGGUAAAGCAAAGGCCAAGGAAACCAAUGUACAAUGUGACAAUCCUCCUGAUAAUGGAAACUCUAAAGCACGUGCACGUGUCAAAAAGGCAAAAGGUAACCGAGAUGACAAACAAGGGCGCCCUGACUCUGAAGCAAGAUGCAUAUUUGGAUCUCAUUCAAUGAAGUGUGAAACUGCGACAGUCCCAAGCCCUCCUUCCCAAUGUGGGACACCUGUGCUAACCUGCAAGGGUCCAACUUGUGUUGCUGUUAGUUGGGAAAUUCCUGUAUGUAAUGGUGCUGAAAUCACUGAUUACAGACUAGAGUGGGGACAAAUUGAAGAAUCGAUGCACUUGAUUUACACUGGCCCUUGUCUGAAUUAUGAAGUUAAAGGUCUCAUUCCUGCAACUACGUAUUUUUGCAGAGUUCAGGCCGUAAAUACAGUUGGAGUUGGAAUGUUUGGAGGAACUGGCAUAGUAACCACACCAGCAACUGUACCAGCAGUAGUGCCAAUGCUGCAUGAAGUUGAAAACAAAGUUCCCGCCAAAUUGGCAUCAUCUUGCAUUGCUAUUGAGUGGGAGGAACCAGAUUGCCAUGGCUCUCCAAUCACUGGAUAUAAUGUUGAAUAUGGAGACAGAAAACUUUUGACUGUUGAUAGAGUAACAGAGUGUCUUCUGAAAAAUCUACAGCCUGAUACCACAUACAAAAUCAGAAUUCAAGCUAUCAAUCAUUAUGGACUAAGCCCUUUUAGCCAAUCAAUAAGAAGCAAAACCAAGCCACUACCCCCUGAGCCUCCACAUCUUGACUGUGUGGUCUAUGGCCACCAGAGCCUCAAACUGAAAUGGGGUAACUCUUCAAGCAGAGGGUUACUUUCCAACCUUAUAAGCUACAAUCUGCUAAUGAGGGGUCGAUCUGGCAGAUUUUCUAUCAUUUACCAUGGACCUUGUCAGACUCACAAAGUACAAAGACUGAGUGAAUAUACUGAAUACAAAUUUAAAAUCCAGGCAUGUAAUGAAGCUGGUACGGGACCACUGUCUGGUAUCUAUACUUUCUCUACAACCAAAACCCCACCAGCCGCACUUAAAGCACCUAAAUUACAUCAGGUGAAUAGCAAUAUUUGUGCAAUCAAAUGGAAAUCUUUGGAGCCAAUAAAAGGAGAUCCCAUUGUUUACAAUCUUCAACUCAUCAGUGACAAAGGAACUGACGUGAUUUACAAAGGACCGAACACGUCAUUCUCCUUUUCCAACUUUCUCACAAAUUCACAUUAUCGCUUCAAGGUCUGUGCUGGACGCCAAUAUCAGAAUUCUUCUGGGAUACAAGAGCUCUGGGGACCAUAUAGCCCCAGUGUUCUUUUCUCAACUCGUAAGCAACACCCAGGGCAUGGCAAAGGCAGUAGAGGAAAGGGAAAAAGCAGUCCUAGUGAAGAAAAAGAUGAAAAGUCCAAGAUAGAGAUGAGUGAUGAUACGUUUGUUCUAAUCCUUGUGAUAGGAUUUGCACUAGUUGCCAUUCUGUGUGCUGUUUCAAUUCAACACUUCCUAAUCAAUUAAUCUAUUUUUAUGCAUUUUUACUUUUUAGGAAGUUCUAAAAUAAAUUACAUCAAAUAUAGAAAUUGCUAGAUACACUUCAAUUCUUACAAAUAAAUCUCAUUUAGUAGAAAUCCCUACAAACAUUUACCUGACACCAAAAGAACUGCCUUACUUUCAAGAAAAUCUAUGUGACAGUAGAAGAGAAUUUUUUAGGAAAUAGGUUUAUUUUGAAUUUGAGAAUUUUAGCAACAAAAAAACUUCCACUAUUGUAUAAAACUAUCUACAACCUCUCAUGAUAAUUAUUCUCUGCCUUAAUUUUUCAAAUGAAUAUUUUGCAAACUUUUUAGAAUUAUGAGAGGAUAGCAGCAUUUUGGACUUUUAUUUAGAACAAAGUGGGAAAAAUCAAUUAUACGUGUCAAUUUACAUUCGUAUGGAAUAAUAAAAAAGUAUCUUCCAACUUUCUGUGCUGUAAUUUUUUCAAAGUAUCAUAUUCAGUUGUUUGGCUUGUGCCCUGAUAAUUACUUUGAUAGUGUGAAAUAGUGAUUUACAGCACUUUGGGAGUCGAAGUAGCAAAGCAGGGAGCCAUUUUAUACCAUUCCAAACUCUUUAAAAUACACACAGUGUUGAUCACCUUCUAAUCAGGAUGAUUAAACAUUAUACAUAUGAUGACUCAUAUUUUUACAUGGCGUAUUAAAAUGAUUUCUUCUGAAAAUGUUUGUGUUCACAUCCAUUUCUAGUUACAAAUGAAGCGUCUCUUCUAUAUUACCACAAUUCAUCCUCCAGGAGCUGUUUUGGCCAUCCUGCAAGGGAGACAUUACCCAUUCCAUUCCAAAAGACUAUUUCUUAGCUUUAUUGAAAAAUUUUAAAUAUUAUCUCCUAUUUCAGAGUUUGCUCUUUGUGUUUCAAAACUGAAAAUCAUAAACUGGAGACGAAAGUGUCAAUUUUUAUGUGAGCUAAUAAUUUUGGCAUAUCCAAUGAAAUUAUCUUUCAUUGAAUAUUGUACUGAUAUGUGGUAUGUUAUAAAAUAUUUACUGAGGUGGUUGCUGUUCAGUUUAGAGCUUGAGGUAUUGUUUAAAAUAUGGAAAGCAUAAAAUAGUUUUGAUCAUGGAUUGGAAGAGUAAACAUAUUAAAAUGUCCAUAUUACCUAAAGCAAUCUAAAGAUUC